AUGUUGUGUGGUAGAAAUGUGGACGAGUACAGCUCGGAGAAUGCGCAGAAGCUAGCAGAGGUGCUUGGUCCACUCGUCAAGACCUUACACAAGAGCCGGGGCUACAUCAAGGAUCAGAAGUCGAGACCUGCCAUGGACAUCGUGGGUCCUUUCAAGCACCACGAGCACCUUUGCUUUGGUAUGGAUCCUGAGGCCAAUGAGGCCAAGGCGCAGGCGUACAUCAAGGAGGUCAAAGACAUCAUUGCUGCUACUCUGGAGGAGUAG
Fulvia fulva is the source of this 264-nucleotide messenger RNA. RefSeq lists its product as uncharacterized. Bases 1 to 264 code for a protein of 87 amino acids. The transcript has a single exon. The record is from RefSeq and is a predicted model, not a curated record. Lineage: Eukaryota; Fungi; Ascomycota; Dothideomycetes; Mycosphaerellales; Mycosphaerellaceae.